Fusarium falciforme is the source of this 1347-nucleotide messenger RNA. RefSeq names its product G domain-containing protein. The transcript is spliced from 5 exons. NCBI's taxonomy places the organism in Eukaryota, Fungi, Ascomycota, Sordariomycetes, Hypocreales, Nectriaceae. The record is from RefSeq and is a predicted model, not a curated record. Bases 1 to 1347 code for a protein of 448 amino acids.
AUGCAGGGCUCAGCCAAGAGAAAUCUGGUCCUGUUCAGAGAGCUGUGCGGAGAAGACGCCCUCCAGAAGGUGAUCCUUGCCACCACCAUGUGGGACAAGGUCUCGGAGAAGAGAGGCUACCGAAGAGAGGCCGAGUUGAUGAACACUCAGGAGUUCUGGGGGUGGAUGGUUGAUAAAGGAAGCGCGGUUCACCGACAUUACAAUACGCGAGAGUCGGCAAAGAAGAUCAUCGACCAGCUGGCCAACCACGACAAGAAGUUCGUCACAGAUCUGCAGAGACAGCUCGUCGACGAGGGCCUCACGCUAGAUCAGACAUCGGCCGGCAAGGAGCUACAGAGCGAGCUGCUGAAGGAGAGGGAGCGAUGGGCCGAGCAGCUCAGGCUGGUGCAGGCGGAUAUGGAGGCGGCCAUGGAGAAAAACGACGAGGAGAUGGAAAAGAUCAUGCGCGAGGAGCGCGACAGAUACACGCGCAUGAUCGAGCAGGCGGAGAACAAGACGGCCGCCCUCCGUGUAACUAUGGAGAGUCUCAUUGCCCGGCGCGACGAGAGGGUCGCCCGCAUGGAAAAGACGCUGCGGGAGCAGCAGGAGAAACAUGCUGCGCACGGCAAUCUGCCCAAGAGAGCAGCUGAUGGCGGAGCCGUGCGUGGAAAAGCCAAGGAACUAAAAGAGGUCCCACCGGUUUCAGUCUCGUGGUUUGGAAGCGAGUUUAGUUUGACAAGCGGCAGAAGUUCCAACAGCAAUGUUCUUGUUACCGAUCGACGCGCGCCUCCAGGAAUCAAGGCAAGCGCCACAAUAGUCGGGGAACGAUUAGACGACAAAACCUCGUGGGUUGCGCGCUACUCAGACGAGUCCUGGGCCGUCUGUCCACCGAGCAUAAUAUUGCUCAUCGGCGCCGAGGGCACAAACUGCGAGGUGUUCGCCCCCGUUGCCCCUGAACUUGCCGUCCAAUUCAGCUGCUACGCGUACGACACGACCGUCACCGUGCUCAAGGAGGUGGUCAAGAAGUCCAAGAAGAAAGCCGACUGUGACAUAAAGGCCGUCGCACUGGGGUAUGGGACCAGUUACCUCAUCUCGUACGGGUCAAGCAGGAAGCUGAGGUACAGGUGUGAUCUGAAGAACUACUACCCACAGCUCCAGCAGUUUCUGGAAGCCAAGAAGCCGCUGAACGUACUUCAUCUUACGUUCCAUCAGGCCGUUGCGCUCAACCCGCGCAGUAAAACCGACUACAUCCUCGUAUUUUCGAAACGCGAUGGGGAGGCGGCGAUUUCGUGGAUCUGCUCAAGCAAGGUCGUCAAUAAAGAGAUACGGGCGUGGGCCAACGAAACAGGGGGCCAGGGAGGGGAAUAG